UAGUCGUACGCUCUGACGUCAGCGCGUUCGGAAGAACGUGUGUGCGUAACGUUUCCGUGUGCUCUCGGCGGUUCUGCUCGCUGUGGGGUGUUCUGAACGGCCGGCAUCAUGGCCUCCACUGCGGCGGGGAAGCAAAGGAUCCCUAAAGUCGCUAAGGUCAAGAAUAAAGCCCCGGCUGAGGUGCAGAUAACAGCCGAGCAGUUGCUUAGAGAAGCUAAGGAGCGAGAACUUGAAUUACUGCCACCUCCUCCCAAGCAGAAGAUCACAGAUGAAGAGGAACUUAAUGACUACAAGCUAAGGAAGAGAAAAACCUUUGAAGAUAAUAUAAGAAAAAACAGAACUGUUAUUAGUAACUGGAUAAAGUAUGCACAAUGGGAGGAGAGUCUAAAGGAGGUGCAAAGAGCUCGAUCGAUAUACGAACGUGCCUUAGAUGUGGAUCACAGGAAUAUUACAUUAUGGCUCAAGUACGCCGAGAUGGAGAUGAAGAAUCGCCAGGUUAACCAUGCACGCAACAUCUGGGACAGAGCAAUCACCAUCCUUCCCAGAGUCAACCAGUUCUGGUACAAAUAUACCUACAUGGAGGAGAUGCUGGGAAAUGUGGCGGGCACAAGGCAAGUAUUUGAACGCUGGAUGGAGUGGCACCCUGAAGAACAAGCUUGGCAUUCUUACAUCAACUUUGAGCUUCGGUACAAGGAGGUGGACAGAGCGCGUACCAUAUAUGAAAGAUUUGUCAUUAUACACCCUGAUGUAAAGAACUGGAUCAAGUACGCCCGCUUUGAAGAAAGGCACGGCUAUAUAGCUCAUGCAAGGAAGGUUUAUGAGCGUGCUGUGGAGUUUUUUGGGGAGGAUCACAUGGAUGAGAAUCUGUAUGUAGCAUUUGCCAAAUUUGAGGAAAAUCAAAAAGAGUCAGAACGGGUGCGUGUCAUAUACAAAUAUGCCCUGGACAGAAUCUCGAAGCAGCAAGCCCAAGAGCUGUUUAAAAACUAUACUAUUUUUGAAAAGAAGUAUGGUGACCGUCGAGGUAUUGAAGAUAUCAUUGUGAAUAAGAGGAGGUUUCAAUAUGAGGAAGAAGUCAAGGCAAACCCUCACAAUUAUGAUGCCUGGUUUGACUACCUGCGCUUGGUGGAAAGUGACACAGAUGCAGACACUGUCAGAGAAGUGUAUGAACGGGCCAUAGCCAAUGUCCCACCUACAAAAGAGAAAAGGCACUGGAAGAGAUAUAUCUACUUAUGGAUUAAUUAUGCCUUGUAUGAAGAGCUAGAGGCAAAGGACCCAGAGAGGACCAGACAAGUAUAUCAGGCUUGCUUAGAGCUAAUACCCCACAAAAAGUUUACUUUUGCAAAGAUAUGGUUAAUGUAUGCACAGUUCGAAAUCAGACAAAAGAAUCUUCCAUUUGCUCGAAAAGCAUUGGGCACCUCUAUUGGAAAAUGCCCCAAGUACAAGCUGUUUAAGGGUUACAUAGAGCUGGAGCUGCAGCUCCGAGAAUUUGACCGCUGUAGGAAACUGUACGAAAAGUUCCUGGAAUUUGCUCCAGAAAACUGCACCACGUGGAUUAAGUUUUCAGAACUGGAAACCAUUCUAGGCGAUGUGGACAGAGCCCGCGCUGUGUAUGAGUUGGCUAUUGGACAACCACGACUUGAUAUGCCUGAGGUUCUCUGGAAAUCUUAUAUUGAUUUUGAAAUAGAACAAGAGGAGUUUGAGAAGACAAGAAAUCUAUAUCGGAGACUUCUGCAGAGAACACAGCAUGUCAAGGUCUGGAUAAGCUUCGCACAGUUUGAGUUAACUACCGGAAGUGAGGAGACGUUAGUGAAAUGUAGACAGAUCUAUGAGGAAGCAAAUAAAACUCUGAGAAAUUGCGAGGAGAAGGAAGAGAGGCUGAUGUUACUGGAGUCCUGGAGGAGCUUUGAGCAGGAGUUUGGAAGUGAAUCCACACAACACAGGGUGGCUAAGCUCAUGCCAGAAAGGGUCAAGAAAAGAAGAAAGCUCCAAGCAGAAGAUGGGUCUGAUGCUGGUUGGGAGGAAUACUAUGACUACAUAUUUCCAGAAGAUGCAGCCAAUCAGCCCAAUCUUAAGCUGCUUGCCGUGGCCAAACUCUGGAAGAAGCAUCAGAAAAAUGAAGAGGAGCAGGAUGUGGAUGACAAUGGACAAGAUCCUGAUAAAGACAUUGAUGAGAGCUCUUCCUGACACACAAGUGCAUAGGAGUUUUGCUGUUUUUGGCUUUUUUUUUUUUUUUUUUUUUUUUUACUGCCCUUACUGCCCUUUGUAU
Molecule: messenger RNA, 2266 nt
Organism: Hyla sarda
Lineage: Eukaryota; Metazoa; Chordata; Amphibia; Anura; Hylidae
Gene: CRNKL1
Product: crooked neck pre-mRNA splicing factor 1
Exons: 14
Coding region: 109-2184 (691 amino acids)
Biological process (GO): spliceosomal complex assembly; mRNA splicing, via spliceosome
Cellular component (GO): Prp19 complex; post-mRNA release spliceosomal complex; precatalytic spliceosome
Molecular function (GO): protein binding
Source: RefSeq, a predicted model, not a curated record